GCAAGUAGUGCAUAGAAAAUCCAGUAUGGCCGCUUCCUCUCCUAUAGACUGUCACUCAAGCGAGUAGAUUCGGCUUGUGCUUCGAUGAUGACAUUAUGGUUUCUGCCGAGAAUACGGGAAGCAGUUGCGUCAGCGCCAUACUAUGGUCGUUUAUGCUGGCGCUCACGUACGUGGGAAGCCUGUACAUUUGGAGGACGAGGGAAAACAGGGAUCACCCGGCCACCAUAAAGAAGAGGUUCAUCAGCGUAUUCGCCAUAAUUUGCAUAUCCCCUCUCUUCGUAGUUUUCGGCGCUGAUCUCGGUCAUUUCAAGAAGAAUGCCAGCGUGCCUGCUGUGAUGGGUCUUCGCUUUGCUGGGCUGCUACAAGCCAUCGUCCUGCCGUUGGCUCUCACCAUGGUGCUUUUUGCGGGCCCCCUUGUACUACACUACUUUGACGGAGUCUGGAGCCUUUACAUGGAGCCACGCUACUGGUACUUGAAUCUGAGGAACCUCAUUUGGCUUAGGAACCAUAUUGUGGCACCAUUGUCCGAAGAGUUCACGUUUCGUGCCUGUAUGCUUCCCAUACUGGUGCCUUGCCUGGGCCACCGAGCUGCCGUUGUUAUCUGUCCGCUGUUCUUUGGCGUUGCUCACUUCCAUCAUCUCACUGAGAGACUCUCUAGGACAAGCAAUGUAAAAAUGGCCAUCAUGCAGUCUGUGUUCCAGUUUGCUUAUACAACAAUCUUUGGUGCCUACUCCGUCUAUCUAUUUCUCAGGACAGGUCACUUUGUGGCGCCGUUUGUGGCCCACGCCUUCUGCAACCACAUGGGGUUCCCCGACGUCUCCGAGGUGUUCGGCUACAAGCAGCCACGACUCACCCUGCUUCUGCUGGCGUUCUUGCUCGGGCUUCUGUCUUGGGCGUCACUGUUGGAACCCAUGACCCGGCCACAGAUCUACUCAAAUGAGUUGUACUACCAGUCCUUAUGACGCGCGCUUGCUAACGAGCCAAGCAUUGCGUUCGGAUCAAGAGGUGUUCACUUUCUUGUCAAGGUCUCCUUCCUGCCCUGCACUCAUUUGUGAACCAUCAUUUCAGCCAUUUGUCACCGAAAAAAAGGGGACAGGAAUUCACUUGCCUUCUGAGCUUUGCUCCAAGCAACACCACCUAGAACUGUGAAGGCUGCAGAACUGCCGCCAUCAUGUGCCAGAGAUUCAGUGCCGUGCUAGAGGAACUCUACAUGGAUUUGCAGUUGCAGCAACUUUGCUUCAGGAAGCGUAUUCAUGAUAUUUGCGUUUCUUGAUGCGAACAAACUUUCUGUGAAGACUUCAUCAAAAAAAAAGGUGCUCAAAUUGCAGUGGAAGAGUAUGGCCGACAAUCCCAUUUCCGUUUUCUGUAGGUUACAUUUCGCAAGGGUCAUUGUUGCACAGCUAUUUAUACACAUGCAACACAACAUAUUUAUUGCUUAUACUUUUUGGGGCAGUUUUUCAAAGUAUCAAGCUUUCUUAGAUUCAGCAGUGGUAUCCGCAGGUUCAUUUGCUCAUUCGGGGAAGAUAAGUAUUUACGUGCAUGCAUACAUGCCCUGUCUGUGAAAUCGGUGAGAUUAUGUUAAAAGCUGCGAUAAAAUGGUUCAUACCCACUAUGUAGGUUCAACAUGGCGCAGGCGCUUUUACCAUCCUACACGCAAGCGUAGAUGCCCAGUUGUGAAAUCAACGAGAUUAUGUGAGAUGAGAGACAACACUUGAAUGCAUCAGGUGUGAGCUGAACAAGAUUAUCAAGACGUGCAAACUAGGUGCAUUCAGGAGACUCCUGAAGAGUGUGCUAUACUGAAGGACUGCAGCACUUGCAGUCAAAGCAUUUCUAAAACAUUCUAUGUGCAAUGCAUGAAAAGGGAAUAGCACCCAUACGCUUGUGCGUAAGCUGUGUCCACAAAGUGAAAUCUCUUUAUAAUUUUCUUUAGUACUACUACAUUGUUGGCAUCAUAGUGACUGCAGGCACGUUCAAGUGUACACAGCAUUCUACAAUAUGAGAAGAUACUUCAGCGUAACAGUUAAGAGUGGAAUGCAACACCUAGUUUGCGUCACCUUCUUAUUCGCUUGCGACGCCUCUCUUCUCAGUCAAUACCUCAACUGUGCCGUGACGAAAAGAACAUCCGUGUGUGUCACAUUUGCUGUUGUAAACUCUCCAAGGGCGCCUACUGCAAGUAUGGUUACGAAUUACCCACUACACCUUUGUUCGUCAUACUGCAAAAUAGCAAAGCACCCACGACGUGUCUGUACGUAGCAUACUGUGGCUGAUGAAUUAUUGCCAAGCAUUUUGUAAUAGGUGGGCAGCUUUAGAUCACACGGUCGUUGCACAUUUCACAUGGUGUGACGCCUAACGCAGUUCUACGCUUUUGCCACGCAAUAUUACAUCUGUUAACGUGACUCUUCACCACACAUGCCGCCUGUAUAGCGUCUUUUUCCAAAGCAGUUUCAAGCACUGGCCUGUCUUCGUGAUAGGAACACCUGACUGCCACUCAGAACACCAGGGUUCGAUUGUAGCUCAAACCAUGAUUUCUAUUCAUUGCAUCCAUCAGGAUUUGUCGCUUGCGGAAGCCACCAGUGCUGACACCGCACUUUCUGUGGCAUGGGCUGUUUAAUGCUGUCUCAUAAAAAGCUGCCGCUUGCUGCAUUUGACAAGACAUGGUGAUAGCAGAACAUUCACGACAGCACACAAACGCGUUUGUUACGCUUGUCCAAGCAUUGACGCUUUUCUUCGAUCACCUGUACUUGAUGUCGUAGGGUCGCCUACUUCAGGCACUGCUGUGGCCUUAACUUGUUCUAGGUGGUGUUGCUUCAGCGCACUAACACGGUUGUGGUUUUGGCAUGAAGGUUUCAAGGGCAACAAGUGCAAUGGGGAAGGCAUUGUCUAGCGACGUCAUUCAUUGUAGUUUGGUGACGCAUGUCACAUGACGUCACAGACCUCCGUGCGAGACAAAACCAGAAAGACGUCAGAAACUAAGAGUGUGACGGACGACUGUGACACAUCAACUGCUUCAUGGCUUCAGAAAGCAAACGCAGUUUACAAGCUCUACAAUUCACUGUUUGCUAUGGAGUUACAUUACUCGUACCAUGCAGCAGUUUCGUCUUCUGCUUUCUUUGUCACAUAUCUCUUGACGGUGUGACUACUGUAAGACGUAACCUACAUUUGUUACAUUGUUUCAAACACACACACAUAUAUAUAUAUAUACACUUGUAAUGGGUAAACACAUAAAUAAGUUCAUUUUAUGGGCAUUAACCACAUUCUCUGCUGUUGUCUACAUUGACUGCUCGCUUUGUUGCAGUGUGCUGAUUCACGGACGUUUGUUAUCAGCUUGUGUGUACGCAUGAAGACACUGUUGGUUAACGUAUUUUUGGCUUACACGUGCUCAAAAACCACGUUAACGGCUCAUUGUUUUGUCGUUGAUCUGUUGACUGAGUACACAAAAAAAGAAGCUUAGAAGGUGCACACAUAAUUGUUGAAUAUGUCACCAGUGUUGUGGUGAAGUUCAGUAUGAGAUGCGAGAGUAGAAAAGAAACACUCAUUGUUGGAACUUGUUUUUGAUAGCUGUGAUUGCUUUGGCAGCCCAGUAUAACGUGGUUUUAGGCUUGUUCCUGCUGCCAACCAAACGCUGGACAGAGCACAGUAGUAAGUGCACUAAACGUGCCUUAUUGGCACGAAGGAAUGACGCUGAAAUGUCCUCUGUUGUGUGUUAAAAAUGCGUAAACUCCGACAUAUUCAACUAGUUUUCUGCAGCUCUUACCUUUUGUUAGUGCUCAAUAGAAUCUAUUUUUUUUUUGGAAAUUAAGCCAUAUUUCAGGCGCCAUAUUUGUAAAGAACAGCAGCUCUCGUAGCGUACUAACAGAGAUUUUAUACAUUUCUAGAAAAACCUGCCGUGAGAACCUAGUGUUGUCGAAAUGGAAAUAAACUGUGAAGUACGCUCGCGGAAGCCCAGUUUAUUUUUUUUACCCUUCCGUGAAAUAUUUUGAUCAUUAAUGCUGCAUGAAUAAUUCAUCAUAUUUAAUAGCAAUUCAAAAUGCGUGGCGCUUUGACAUUGCAUGAUGUUGCAGUCUGUUCUUUAAGUACAUGUGUGUAGAUGUUGUUUGCGAAGUGUGAAACGGUGUGUGAUAACUUAUACAUUGUGUACUUCUGAAUAUUUAAUAAGCCGUUGUGUUGUUGCUCGGGAUGAGCUUGUGGAGUGUGCGUCCUUCGCCGAGGUUGUUUUAGCACAAUGGACAUUGAAACUGCACUGUCGAGGAAGUCAUAACUUUACUCUAAAGAAAUGUUAAGUGCUGAUGCUGAGGCUCGAGUUACAGUUAUUGCCUUUGACACAGGUACCUGUACAAAUGUGCAAGAUUAAUAUUAAUGUCUGAGCUCAGUGGCUGGAUUUCCUGGUGCAAAAUUUACGAGAUGGACACGAUAGCGUUGCCAGAUGCCAGUGCACAUAUAUGGUAGAACCCCGCUUAUAUGUUCCUCACUUAAACAUUUUCCUGUGUGUGAAAUUUCUGGCGUCGAGUACCAACAAGAAAUCUACAGAUACCUGUGUAUUAGAAUCCCGCAUCGUAACGUUCCUGCCUAAUAUGUGGCAAACUGUGCUGCACUGGAUGUGCUGAACAGGUAUGCCAAUGAGUUUGGCAAUGUUGGCUGCCACAAGGCCAUCCAAGUACUCGAAAAGGGUCUGUUUCUGCGAGAGGUGCAAAAGAAAUGCCAUAUUUCUAUCAAGGACUUCCUUAAUCCGUAAACUGAUGAUUUAAUUCUUCUGAGCUAGAGCUGCAUGCACUGCGUCUGUUUUAUUAUUUAGCAGAACUUUUUCCCGGACUUUAACUGCAGAAGGGUGUCUCACUGGGAGAAUUGGCACGAUAUCAUCGUUAAAGGUAGCGCAAGCAA
Rhipicephalus sanguineus (brown dog tick) is the source of this 4878-nucleotide messenger RNA. RefSeq names its product CAAX prenyl protease 2 (gene Sras). The transcript has 9 exons. The coding region runs from base 96 to 962 and encodes 288 amino acids. Lineage: Eukaryota; Metazoa; Arthropoda; Arachnida; Ixodida; Ixodidae. Gene Ontology annotation, biological process: CAAX-box protein processing. Gene Ontology annotation, cellular component: endoplasmic reticulum membrane. The record is from RefSeq and is a predicted model, not a curated record. Gene Ontology annotation, molecular function: metalloendopeptidase activity.